AGUGUCUGUUUAAUUGAAUAUGUAUAUAAUCGAUAUCAUACAUUUAACAAAUCGCCUGUUCAUCGCCUACUAAACAAACCACAUAUUAGAAAGAUAUAGUAGACCAAACUACAGCGUGGUAGUUACCGGCAGAUUUCUAAUACGAUUAUUUAUUGCAAAAUUUUUGUACAAUGUCUGCUGCCGGCGAAAACCAUACACCAGAUAACCAGCAGCGACGAUGGCAGCAUAUAAGGAAGGUCUUGGAACGUUCGGGUCCCUUCUGUCACCCUGACUUUGAACCGUCUCCCGUAGUAUUGGACUUCCUCAUGAAAUGCUGCAAAGUUUUAAUUGUUGGUGCCGGAGGUCUUGGCUGCGAACUUCUCAAAAACCUCGCUCUGAUGGGUUUUACAAAAAUUCAUGUGGUCGACAUGGAUACUAUAGAACUUUCCAAUUUAAAUCGUCAGUUUUUAUUUCGGAAAAGUGAUAUUGGUUCUUCUAAAGCUAAAUGCGCUGUUGAAUUUGUUAAUAAGAGGGUGCCAGGCUGUGAAGCUGUAGCACAUCACUGUACCAUCCAGGACUUAGACGAAGGGUUCUAUAACCAAUUUCACAUUAUUGUAUGUGGACUUGACUCCAUCAUUGCCAGACGCUGGCUAAAUGGGAUGCUUAAUUCUAUGUUGCAGUAUAAUGAUGAUGGAAGCUUGGACCAAAGCAGUGUGAUACCUUUUGUAGAUGGAGGUACAGAGGGUUUCAAAGGCAAUGCCAGAGUGAUCCUGCCUGGUAUGCUUGCUUGCAUUGAAUGUACCUUGGAUUUGUACCCUCCACAGAAGACAUACCCUCUUUGCACUAUUGCUAAUACUCCUAGACUUCCAGAACAUUGCAUAGAAUAUGUAAAAGUUAUACAAUGGGCCAAAGAAAAUCCGUGGGGUCCUGCAACAACAAUUGACGGAGAUGACCCCCAACAUGUUGCAUGGGUAUUGGAAAAAGCUCAAGAACGAGCUUUGAAACAUGGGAUCACAUCGGUUACAUAUAGACUGACUCAAGGUGUUCUGAAAAACAUUAUUCCAGCUGUAGCUAGCACUAAUGCAGCUGUAGCUGCUGCCUGUGCUACUGAGGUAUUUAAAAUAGCAUCCUCAUGCUGUGCGAAUAUGACUAACUACAUGGUAUUAAACAUGGCUGAUGGAGUCUAUACAUACACCUUUAAUGCAGAGAGGAGGACAGACUGCUUGGCUUGUAGCAAUUCUAAGCGCGUGAUGGAAGUAGAACCUUCUGCUACAUUGCAGGCAAUUUAUGAUAAUCUUUGUGGUGGCCAGGACUAUUUGAUGAAGAGUCCAGGAAUAGCAACAAUUAUUAACGGUCGUAACAAAACCUUGUACAUGCCUUCAAUCAAGAGUAUUGAAGAAAAGACAAGAGAUAAUUUGAAAAAGAAGAUAACUGAACUUGGCUUGUACGACGGCGCUGAUAUUUUAGUUGCUGACGUCACUACACCUAGUACCAUUACAAUAAAACUAAAGUUUACCGAGAAUAUGGAUGUUGAAAUGCCUCGAUAG
Messenger RNA from Hyposmocoma kahamanoa, 1526 nucleotides. It is a transcript of the gene Uba3, whose product is annotated as NEDD8-activating enzyme E1 catalytic subunit. The transcript has 6 exons. The coding region runs from base 171 to 1526 and encodes 451 amino acids. Gene Ontology annotation, molecular function: NEDD8 activating enzyme activity. Gene Ontology annotation, cellular component: cytoplasm; nucleus. The record is from RefSeq and is a predicted model, not a curated record. Gene Ontology annotation, biological process: protein neddylation. Lineage: Eukaryota; Metazoa; Arthropoda; Insecta; Lepidoptera; Cosmopterigidae.